This is a messenger RNA of Thamnophis sirtalis, 1067 nucleotides long. The record is from RefSeq and is a predicted model, not a curated record. Lineage: Eukaryota; Metazoa; Chordata; Lepidosauria; Squamata; Natricidae.
GGGAGAACGCUUGUUCAGGCGAAGGGGUAGCUAGGCCGAGAGAAGCCGGGGGCUCGCGUAGAUGUCUUCGCCGGAGGAGGCGUGGGUCGCGCCGGCCCCGGAAAGGGACCUGCCGCUAGAGUGGGAAACGGAUGAAGAACGCAUGGCGUUUCUGUUCUCGGCUUUCAAACAGAGCCGGGAGGUUAACGCCACCGAGUGGGACAGCAAGAUGGGCUUUUGGAGCGAGCUGGUGUUGAAAUGGGGAAGACGGAAAGGAGGGAUCUGCACCUGCUUGAGGGAGCUCCAGCAGGCUUUCGAGCGCCGGGGGAGCGUCCCUCUCAGCCUGGGCACCGUCCUCCGCGAGCUGCUCAGACGUGGCAAACUGCAAAGAGAAUCUGACUUCAUGUCUAGUGUGGACAGUAGCUGGAUCUCCUGGGGCGUGGGAGUCUUCAUUUUGAAACCCCUGAAGUGGACAUUGUCUAGCGUAUUAGGUGACAGCAAAAUGCCGGAGGAAGAGGAGAUCCUGAUUUAUGUGGAGAUUCUUAAGGAGAAAGCCGAAGAAGUUUAUAAUCUCUACCAGAAUUCCACACUUUCAUCCCAUCCUAUUGUUGGUUUGUCUGAGCUGCGCUCCCUAUGCACCAGCAUCUGUCCAGAUGAGCGAACAUUUUGUCUGGUGCUGCUCCAAUUGCAGAAGGAGAAGAGGGUCACUGUCCUGGAACAGAAUGGUAAUAAGAUAUAAAGAGGGUGCUCGGAGUGCCUGCAAAGCUGGGAAGAAGCAGCAGGCCAUGAGAUCUUUGAAGUCCAGAAAAAGAGUAGAAAGGCGCAUUGCAGAGCUUCAUUCCAAGUUGGACGUGGUACAAGGCAUCCUAGAUCGGAUAUAUGCCUCUCAGACAGAUCAAAUGGUAUUUAAGCUGAUACAGAGGAACUUGAAAGAGAAUUGGACAGUCUUCUGUUGGACUCCCCAAAAAGACAGCCGUACCUGCCUUCUGUUCCACCAAAGCCACUGUCUCCAGCUUCCGUAGGACUUCCCAGCUUCACAGAUGCUGAGCUUGAAGCUGAGCUGGAGAAGCUCACUUAUUCAGAUGGUG